AUGACGUACAUCAAGGAUCAGUUAACGGUCACAUCCACCAAAGCAACGCUGCUCUGCGUCCUGCAGCUGGACGUCCGCUCGAUAACUUGCCCUGGAGUGCUGCUGAAAGACAAAGCGGAACUUUAUCUCAGUGUCUCUGUACUUGGACAGUACAAAAAAACUCAAUGCGUCCCUGCAACAUUUCCACUCUUCUUUCAAGAAAAACUAGUAUUUGAAAAGGCAUUUGCUGAUAUUGUUGAUCCUGGAGACCUUGUGGAGUUACUGGAACUUGACACAGCAGUGCUUGAACUAAUACAGCUCGUUCCUCCAGGAAAAAUUCUAGCUACAUAUAAAGAAAAUACAAGAGAUUUCCUGUUCCCUGACCCUAAGCUUACGCGUGGGCACCAAGGUUUAGAUCGUGAGAUUUUAAUGAAGAGGUCCUCUUCUUUUACAGGAAUUGCACCAAAAUUGAGAUUUUCUACAAGCUCACUUAUUACAGAAAGUCUGUUAAGCUCAGGAAGGAGUCACAUACAGGGUGAUUUGAAUUGUGCACACCACUCAACCCCAAAUGGAAAACUGCAAACAAAGUUACCAAAGAAAAAUACUCAUUCACCUGAGAAGAGCAGGCACAACUUAGCAACAAAGAACUACGAGCAACCUACAAUAGCUUCUAAAUCCCGUUCUCCAUCUCCAUACACAAAAAGACGAAUGUGUGAGCUAUCAGAAGAAGCCAGGCAACGACUGGCCCAUUUAAACCUUGGUCCUUAUGAAUUCAGAAGAGAAACUGAUAAACCUCCAUUUGUAGUUAGACGGGUUGAACUACCAAGUCCUGUUGUUAAACUUCAUACCUGGUGUCCCACACGAGAAAGCACUGCAGAAGCCUGGACCAAGGUAGAUCAUGAUCCUUCUCUUCUCGGCAGCUACAGACCCAAGAAAGCUGAAGCAAAAUCUACUCAUGGAAAAGGUGUUGACAGUUCCGAUGUUUGCAAUGAGGAUGUGAUCUCAGAUCCACCCAACAGACCAUCCCAUUCUUCUGGUUCAUUAGAGCAUUCAGCACCUCCAGCAUUUCAGAAGCAUUCUCUAAGUUCUGUGCUAAAUCGGUCUUCUCUAAGGGAAAGAUUUAGCUCUAGUUGGCCUUCACCAGCAAAUGGAGAUGAGAUCCAUAAAAGAGUGAAAAAUAUUUUAAGGACACACAGUGCUAGACAGCGCCUAAUUUUUGAUGAGACUAACUCAUCAAAAGACUUGACUAAGACAAGAGCAUCUUCGCAUAAAGCGCCCUUAUCCCUGAGUGAACUGCAGAGCAGUUCACCAGUGCAUCAGAAAACUACUGUUCACUUGAAUAAUGGUGAAUAUUGGUCUAGUCGUGCGGCCGUAUACAAGGGGAAGCCUCACAGAGUGAUCUUUGAAGAGAGUCUCGAAAAAAUAUACAGAAACAUGUACCGAAAAGCUUCUGGCACUGUUUCAGACCAAAAAACACACUCCUGAUAGUAAUUCACCUGGAAACGCACAGUACACAGUGUUCAUAUUUGUAAUGAAACCUAUUUUUAUGUAACAAAUAUUUGUGCUCUGUUUUUAAGGUGGAAUUAUGGUUGGGCCGGGUUUUGGAGAUACAGGGGUUUGGCCUGUGUUGCCAAAAGGGAACUAUUAAAAUCCUCCUGCUCCCCUGCCUCGCACCUCCCCUCCUCCUCCCCCAAAAAAACUCAGCAACUGAGCCCCUUCAUGGUUAAGCACGAUGUUGUUGCUCCUUUGAGACUAUGAAAAGGUAAUCAUUUGAAGACUAAUAGGUCUGCUGGACACGCCUGUCUGACAUAACUCAGGUUUCAGCUGCAGCCAUUUCUUAUUAAAUAAUUAAAGCUAUUUAGUAAUAUAACCAGAAUUGAUUGAAGGAGCAAUAUGUCCUAGUGUUCAGACAAAGGGUCUAAAGAUGAAGGUGAAUGUGAGUGUUGAUUUAAAAGCAUCUUAUCUAGGACAAAGGGAAUUGUUUUCUAGAAAAUUGCCUUUGGAUUGUUUAUUUUUGAGAAGGGUAGAAACUGAUACUGACCUAUAGACACACUUUCUAAGUAGUUGCAACCACCUUUAGUCACAACUUUUCUAAUACUGUCAAAUUUUAAAAGAAACCACCCAGCCCAGCAGCCUUUGUAUCAAAAGAAAGGUCAUCUUCACACACCCUGUGCAUUUGAAAGUUUCCAGGUUCUCUUGAAUGCAGCCAUGACAUUUGCCAGUAUACUUGUAAUUUUAAAAAAUAUGAAUAAGAAAGGAGUGCAGAGGGGAAAAGACUAGAGCUAGUCAGCAAGCUCCUCAUAUACCCCGUACAGGCCGUCUGAAGUUCCUGCAUCACAAUCCCACCUAAUUUGGAGCUUGUCCUUCCCGGUCUGCUGGGAUCCUGUUGGCAGAAAUCUCAUCGUUUUUGCUAAAGGCCACCAAAUGUUCAUCAGCAGUUUGAUGCUUUCCCUGGGGAUGGAACCUUUUCAGCCUUGCAUUGAACAGAUCCCACAUUAGCAGACCGGGGCAAAUUGCCCAUCUACUGAAAAGCAGAAUGUUUUAAAAGGGCAAGAGUGUCCAUCUCCUGCUUCCUUUCAGAAUGGGGGGGGGGGAACAAAUGCCUGUUCUGGCUCCUUCCCUGACUGAGCGAACAGAUUCAGUUACACCAGUGCCAUUUUACCUGUUAUGAUUGGAUAAAGGAUGAAGCUAGCAGUACAGAUGGCAGAACAUAUGACUGUAACCUGCCAGCAUGCCUAGAUAAACAAAAAGUUGGUCUACUCUGCCUUCCAUCCUUUAAUGCUGAGACAACAUAAUUGAUUUGAGAAAGCAGUUGGUGAGCAAUUAUGCUAGUGGGGAGGCACAUUGAAAGGCUGUGUGCUUCUGUUUCAGGCAAGGGGACUCUCAGAGGAAGUGUCUUGCAUAUAGACAUUUCUAUUCCUUGUAACUGUUAAACCAGUUGAAGUGGGUUAACACUGGUAACUUCCUGUCCCUGAUGCCAUUUAGCACAUUAGUGCUUUCAAAGGGCAUUAGUAGCACAGUCUUAUGCUAUGGGUAGGUGUUGAGUCACUCUGUGAAGUAGCAGUACACUUUUUUUGCAGAAGUGAGAAGUCGAACUUACCCAAGCUGUGCCACUGAAGGCAUGGUGGCCAUGGAGUAUUGUGCUGCUGGUACCUGGUAUUCAUUCGUGAGCCUGUUCCUGUCACCCCAUAUUAUUCCAUAAAGAAACAGUUCUUCCUCCCUGCUGUUCAGGAAAGUAGGUAUAUUCAGAUGGAUCCUUAAUAAGCGGGACAUAUUCUGAGAGAUCCUUUCCAAGCUUUUGCUUUAAAAUGUUAUCUACUGGAACCUGAAGGUUGCUUCAGUUUCCUGUAUGUGUUUUGAGUCAUAAGAUUUAGUGUUCUCAUGGUAUCCCACAGUUUUCAUUCAGUAUUCUCUGUGUUUUCCCUCCCCAGUGUCAUAGUUUGGUAAAAGUUACAGUCUUCUGAAGGUUGGCUGUUCCCCUUUGGCCUAAUCUGGUUCUGUGACAGAAGUACCGUUCGAUUUUUCUCUCCCCAGCAAUGCAGCACUGCAGAUGUUGGUCCCUGUUUGUUCAGCAUGUGAGAAGGUCUGAAUGCUGAGGCGUUGGGUUUUUGUAUGGAUGAGUAAGGACACAAGUUGCCAUGAACUCAAGGCACAAGGAAGGGAUGAGUAAGGUUGAUUGGAGGCCGCUGUGAAAAGACAGGGGAAUGUUUUUGAGGGGUCCAGAGGAACGACAGGGGUGCAUCAGUUUUAUUCCCCCAGCUAAAGAAAGGAAGCACAUGGUAAUAUAACAACCUUCAGAUUUUCAUCAAAGAUGAAAAAUUUUUCAUCAAAGGUGAAAACUGGAUGGGAAAAAAAAAAAAAAAAAAAAAAAUUUUGACCGG
Athene cunicularia (burrowing owl) is the source of this 3860-nucleotide messenger RNA. RefSeq names its product spermatogenesis associated 6 (gene SPATA6). Lineage: Eukaryota; Metazoa; Chordata; Aves; Strigiformes; Strigidae. The record is from RefSeq and is a predicted model, not a curated record. The coding region runs from base 1 to 1464 and encodes 487 amino acids. The transcript is spliced from 14 exons. Gene Ontology annotation, biological process: motile cilium assembly; spermatogenesis. Gene Ontology annotation, molecular function: myosin light chain binding.